Chilo suppressalis (striped riceborer) is the source of this 5154-nucleotide messenger RNA. Lineage: Eukaryota; Metazoa; Arthropoda; Insecta; Lepidoptera; Crambidae. The record is from the annotation of a GenBank genome assembly.
UAAAAGGGAGAAUCUUAAAAAAAAACGUUGGCGUCUGUCAUAAUUUCAAAAAUAUGACGGUUGCGAUUACGAUUCAAACUUAGUUCGCUGUUUACGAAAUAAAAUUGUGACCUAUUUUAUUAAUUAAACGUUUUGAAUUGUCCUUCUUUGACUAGCAAUUGUAGCCGUUAUCGUUUAAGGAAUUUACUUUUGUAUUGUGAAACCGUAUAGAGUGGUUGUGUUGAUAUUGAUGAGAAAGUGUCUUGUUGAAUAGAUAUGGUUCGAAUAGAUAAAAUGACCAACCCUGGUAGAGACAAAAGACCCCCAGGUCCAGUAGCACCUUCAAAAUGUGGAUCUACUCAGAAUAUGGCUGCGAAUAUAAAAGUUGUUGUGAGAGUUCGUCCGCUUAACGAUCGCGAGUUGCAACAGAAUAGUCGCGUAGUUGUAGAUGUUGUUGACGAUAAAAUGCUUGUUUUUGACCCAAAAGAGGAGAUCAGGCCGUUUUUCUAUCAAGGAGUACAGCAGCCCAACAAGAAUUUUUUGAAACGCGCUAAUAAAGAAUUGAAAUUUGUCUUCGAUAAUGUUUGUGGUCAAAGUGCUACUAAUAAUGAUGUCUUUGAGACCACUACUAAGGAUAUUCUCACCGCAUUAAUGGAGGGGUAUAACUGCUCCGUAUUUGUGUAUGGAGCUACAGGCGCUGGUAAAACAUUCACAAUGAUAGGGAAUGCAGAACACCCAGGUAUCACAUACCUCACCAUGGAACAUCUUUUCUACACAAUAAAUUCAUAUGAGAAAGAAAGAGAAUUUGAUAUUGGUGUCUCUUAUAUUGAGGUUUACAAUGAGAAUGUUUAUGAUUUACUUAAACCUUCUAACACUCCACUUCAACUCCGAGAAGAUGCUAAGUAUGGAGUUAUGGUGGCAGGGUUAACUCUGAACAAUAUCAAAACUGCUCGGGAGCUUCUAAACAUGUUGGAGAAUGGUAACAAGAACAGGACACAGCAUCCAACCGAUGCAAAUGCUGAAAGCUCUAGGAGUCAUGCUGUGUUCCAGGUAUAUGUAAAGAUGCGGUACAAGACAAGCAGCCAGCUUCGUUUAGUGAAGUUAUCAAUGAUUGAUUUAGCGGGCAGUGAGAGAGCAUCAGCCACAGGUUGCGUGGGUGAACGUUUCAAGGAAGGUGCUAAUAUCAAUAAGAGCUUGCUGUCACUUGGCAACUGUAUCAACAAGCUUGCUGAUGGAAGCAGUUAUAUACCUUACAGAGAUUCCAAACUUACCCGCCUUUUAAAAGACAGCCUUGGUGGCAAUUGUAAAACUGUGAUGAUUGCUAAUGUAUCACCAGCUCAUAUUAGCUAUGAAGAUACAUACAACACUCUUAAGUAUGCUGCUAGAGCAAACAAGAUACAACUUAGCAUUAAGAAGAACAUAGUGGAUGGUGAUAUGAGACUUUCACAGUAUGUGCAGAUCAAUGAGGAAUUGAAGAAGAAGGUGAAGGAAUUGGAAGCUAAAUUGACUCUAUCGAGUGUUCGUGUUGUAUCUAAGGAACCUGAUUUGGCUAAGGAAAAAGCGAUACAAGAAUGGCGGCGUCGUAUAUUGGAGUUAGACGAUGCUCAUGGAGCACUGGAAGCAGACCUUCUCAGCCUGAUGUUGAGACAACGUGUGCUGGCUCUGCGACAUCGUUUGAGAACGCGCGCCUUCAGUCGCGUCGCCGAUCUAGCGCACCGAUCCUCCUGCGAGGCUAUGGAACAAAUGUGUACCGAAGAUAUACCGCGGCAAGAGAGAGCAGCAGAAAGCUACAUAAAACAGUCAUCCCAUCUCGACUCUAAGGUCAUGACAGUAUGGACAAGAUGGAAUGACAGUCGGAAGAAUUUCCAAGCCAUAUGCGAACAAGCACUCAUACAGUAUCCAGAACUAACUGACUUAGUAGAAAAGAUACAUCUGAACAGUGAACUACGCCACCUUAAGGCCAGAGAUGAACUGAGAUACAAACUGCUUGUUAUCGAAAAUGAAGAGAUAAAUGCAUUCACAGAAUACAUGAGCGAUAUGCCUAGUAUGCUCAAAAAAUUGUAUCUGACACUGAAAGGAUACGACAAAGCAACACCCGCUCUCACAACAGAAUACUUAGAGAUUAUGAAGAAAGCAAAAUCUGCUAAAGGCAUCUCUUGGUCGGAUAAAGACAUGGAAUGCGACACACACUUUAAAUUUGUUUCUAACUUGGAUUUGGACAAACCCACAUCGACCAUAGACUUCGUGACUAAAAAGGACUUCAAUUCAACCAUUGACAUUGUGACUGACAGCGACUGCCAAAGUGACAUUGAAAAUAGGGAACCCAUGCGUUUAUGCGGCAAUAAGCGCAAGGGUACGCCUAUUAAAUUGAAGAAUAACGAAACUAUAAUAAUUAAUGAUUCCUUAGAAAGUUUAGACACUUCAAAGAACCAGAAUUCAGCAAAGAAAAUAAAAAAAGAGUUUAAUAUUGCACCUGAGGUUGAAAAUUACGGUGCGUUUGAUCUUAAAGAUAUGAAUUCGACGUUCGUUUUGGCGGGAAAAGUGGAAGCUACAAAGAAACCGGCCAUCAAACAAGAGGUGACGAAAGAGCUGCCAAAGAGAGGACUCAUUGACCGGACUAACAUUAUACAGAGGACAAUAAGUUUCAAUGACAAAGCCAAGGUUGUAAAACCUGUGGUAGGUAAGGCGUUGCCGUUCAGAAGGCCCACGCCCGGCUUCGGUUCCAGUUUAUCACGGGACGGCACUCCGAUGCAGAGGAGCGUGCAAGACUCGGCUCGUACGAAGGCGAAUUUGACUCAAAAAGCAGUCGGUUAUAAAGCAGUGAGGGCGCGGGAACGGCCACAAAACCACCCCUACUCGAGACCACCUAUUGCUGCCAGGAAGUGAUCGUCGGCGAGCCCGGAAGCUUAGUGAAUAUGAGAAAUGGACAUCUACAACUUAUGGUGAAGGUGAGUGAAUCCAGUGAUAAUUCAUCCAAUCGCAGCGCGGCUGUCGCGCAAAAGCAGUGCUCUGAAAGGACGAUUUAAUACGACUCAUCGUGUAUCGCAGAUCGGACCUCAACUUAUGAAUUUAAGGAAAAUGAAAGUGGCGUUUCUAUAGAAACCGAAUUGCUGUGUUUUUUUUAUUUCACUCCUUUGUAAAGUAUUUGUAAAGCGAAAAGAUUUAGUCAGUAGAUAAAGUAUAAUAUUAUCUUUCCUUUUUCUAUUAAACUGUAAAACAGCAUGCGGGCUUUAAUUGUUACAAUUUCAGUUUAAAGAUAUUACAUGAAGCGAAAACAGAGUGCCCACUGUGUGUUACGUACCACUGCAGUCAAAUAUGCCUUAAAAAUGCCACUGAAACAAAUCGAGGAUUAUAUUUAUGUUUUGAGAGUUUUUCGGUAUACAAAAUUUGUAAAGUAAGUUCACAGUGUGCUUUGCAGUUACGAAAAUCAGAGGUCCAAGUUCGAAAUUUGACAGAUCUGUAUCGUCAUCGUCAAAUUUUGUAUGGAAGGAGGCAGUUUGUUCUUACGUCCGGUAGGGGCGCUGCUUAGCUUUCAUAGAAACUUUAACGAUGCGAUACGUUUGCAGAGUUGUCAAAGUUCGUGCUUGGGCCUCAGAACUACUAGAUACUACUAACGGCGUAAAUUAACUGAACAGAUGGAAAAAAAUGGCUAGGCACAUUUUAAUGUGUUGUAAAUAUAAAUUUUAGGGUAAAGUUUACAUAGUUCAUGCAAAUUAUUUGAUAUUGUGAAAGUAAAAGUGUUUUUUACUUACACUAUAUCAUUGGAAAUUUUGAGUUUAUUGUGUAAGCUUUACGCCAAGAUAUUUAUUUGAUAAUAUUAAUGUAGUAAAAUAUAUCAGCAAAAGAAUGAAUUUUUGCUUGAUUAAUAUUUUACUAUACACAGGCAACACUAAAAAAAAAAAACAAUUUUAAUACAAUAAUUAAUGUGAGUCACACCUGUCAAAAUAUAGUAUAGACCGCAGUGUAUAAUUUAAUUCCUAUUGUGUUUCAUUCUGGACUCGUUUGUUUUGUAUACUCACUAAAUUAAAGAUAAAAUAAUGAAACUAAAUAUUGAUUUGUAUGAAUUAAUAAAACAGUACAUAUUACAAAAAAAAAACUAAAAACUAAAAAAAAAUUUGUAUCAUGUGUUAGUUUGUAGAACGUGUUACUUUAAAUUUAUAUUUAAAUCUAAAUCUUGUUGAAGAGAAGAAUAAACUAUAAUGAUAUUGAAAAAUAAUUGAUGAAUAUGCAUUCGGACUGUGUUCAAACUGGAUCUGAUAUUUCAAUUAAUAAUGCUUAUAUUUUUUUAUCUUCUAGUUAAAGUUUGUGUUUAGCUUGUAUUGAUAGAUUUACGAUUUAAGCAUUACCCUAUUGACCUUAUUAUUGUACUAUCUUUUGAGUGUCAAACGUUCACAAUGUACUAAUGCAACAAUGUAGUAGCAUAAAAUCUCUCAACAAAGUUGCUGGUGUUCCUGAGAUCAGUUAAUCUACUAUAAGGCUAUGAUGUUGGUGAUCCGAGUUUUCGUAACUGUGAAGCUUCCAGCUCGAGUAAUACUUAAUAGACCGAGAGUUAGAAAUAGAUUCUCUAGUAUUUUCCUGAACAUUAUUCUAUAUUAAAUUUUCGACAGAUUUGUAAUCCAGAUUUAAUGUUAUUAGGAAGUAAGGAAACCUGAAAUACUCUGAGGCAUACGUUUUUCAUGUAUUUCACAUCUGCUUCAGUGUUUUAAUUUUGUUUGAAAACAGUUUUUAAACAUAUGUAAAAAUAACGAAAACAUUUAUCAGAAUCUAUGUAAAAAAAUAAAAUAAUAUAAAUUGCUUGGCAUUUAAAAAUGAAUAAAUAUAAUAACUGUGGCUGUCUGUACACUUCCAAAUAAAAAUAUACAGUUUUGCGUUUGAAAAUAAUUUUGAGUUUCAAAUGUGUUUUUUUUAAUAAAUUGUGUAGAAAAUAAAAGGCAGGUACUGUGUUUGAAUAGUAUACCGCUUUCAUAAAGUAUUUAGGCAAUAUAAUUAUUUAAAAAAGACUAGUGUUAUAAUUUCUUCGUACAAUUAAUAACAGGUCACUUUGUUCGAAAUUGUAUUUUUUCCAAACGAAUUUGAGCUAAUUGUCUUAAUUGAAACAUAAUUGAAAAAAAAGCUUUUGUUGAGAAAUCUUGAUUUGUCGUUGAAUGUAAAUUCUACAAGUUGUAAAUCCAUUGU